This is a messenger RNA of Acanthoscelides obtectus, 330 nucleotides long. NCBI's taxonomy places the organism in Eukaryota, Metazoa, Arthropoda, Insecta, Coleoptera, Chrysomelidae. The record is from the annotation of a GenBank genome assembly.
UAUUUUCCUUGUCACCGAUAUAGAUUUUUAUAUCAAACUCCUGCAUUUAUCGAUGUUUCGACUGUAUCGAUUUCGUAACGUUUUAGUACGUGUUUGUCACUUACUGCAUUGUAAAACGCCACAAAACAAUUAGAAAAAUGAUGAUUUCAGGAACAAAUGAGUGAAAUUGAGCAGGAGAAAAAAUAGUGAAUAAAAAUGAGAUGAACUAAGCCGUUGAUACUACAUAUUUCCGUUCGAUUGGACCCCACCUGUUUGAAAAACUUACAUCCUCACCAAAAGCUAGCAAUCCAACGACGCAAAUUUAACACCUCAUUACAGAUUCCCUCAUAA